Messenger RNA from Fragaria vesca subsp. vesca, 1385 nucleotides. RefSeq lists its product as uncharacterized. Gene Ontology annotation, molecular function: minor groove of adenine-thymine-rich DNA binding. Bases 572 to 1132 code for a protein of 186 amino acids. Lineage: Eukaryota; Viridiplantae; Streptophyta; Magnoliopsida; Rosales; Rosaceae. The record is from RefSeq and is a predicted model, not a curated record. The transcript has 4 exons.
AGUUACCGUUUGUUUAGUCUUUUAUGGUAUUUAGCAUGUUGUUAGGAUUUGAGAAUUCCACCUGUUUAAGAUCAGUACUAUGUGAAAAGUCGUAGUUCAAUUUGGUUAUGAACAAUUUUUGAAGUUGGUUUCUGUUUUUGAUGGUGGAACCGAUCUUUACAAUUGGAUUUUGUGUUAGCAUCAUAAAUUUUGUAAGAGUGAAAUUUUAGAAGUAAAAUAAGCAAUGGCUAACGAUUUUCUUGCCAUUAGUCCAUCCAACUGUAACUCUUCUAAUCUGCAUGUUCGUUAACAUUCUGUUGAGGAUGGAACUGCUUAGAUUUCAGUAUACUCAAAAUUUGGGUUAGAUCGGACUUACACAUUGGUUGCACAGCAAGCAGCAGGAGUGAGACAUAUAUACUAUACGUGUUUGCCUUCAUUUCUAUAAAAUUAAUUCUCACAUUUCAUGAAAAGCUAUCAUCUUUAUACAUCUUUUCAAAUAGGUAUGUAAUAAAAAUAAAAAUCUUGAGUAUUUGUUUAACUAAAGUGUUAUAUUGUAGGAUAUCCCGGUGCAGCUUACAAUGGUAGAAGCUUCAUGCCACACAUCAUCUCUAUCAAUGCUGGGGAGGAUGUCUGCGGGAUAGUGAAGAGAUUUUCUGACAAAACACCCCGAGUUAUUUGCGUGAUGUCUGCCAGUGGAGCAGUCUCUAAUGUAAAACUUCGCCAACAGGAUGGAACAGUCAACACACAUGAUGGCCUUUUCAAUAUCUUGAGCUUGUCUGGAUGUCUUAUUCCCCAGGGAGACUCGAUUCAGGGAACAACGACCUGGAUUGGUGGAUUAACUGUCUCUCUAGCAGGUGUUGAUGGUCGAGCUUAUGGGGGGAUUGUGAACGGAGCCAUGAGAGCUGAAACACCUGUCAUGGUUGUGGUAGGUAGUUUUCUACCUGGUGUUCAGAUAGGAAAGGGUAAAAAGUCUGACGCUGGACCAUCUACAGCUAUGCCACCGGCGUCGCCAGCACCAGCGCCUCCGUCACCGCUGGCAUCAGCGCCACCACCCCCACCGUCACCAGCACCAGGACCAUCAGCAUCAUCUCCUGUACCAGACUGGUGGGCCGGGUGUGCAGAUAGCUGGCCAAGAUUUGAUCCAGGAUCAUAGAUAUAUAUAAUAUUGCUGGUGUGUAGCCUCACACUUUCUGAAGUAGGUUUUAAUGUACGUAUAGCUUUCUGAUGUAGAUCGAAAGUAGGUUAUUCCUGAAGGUAGGCCUAUUUUCUAUUGAUGUUGUAAUGUUGUAUCAAAGUUUAUUUGCUGGCAACGUUAUGGGAUAUAAAUUAAUGUUGCUGAAAAUUUCUUGCGAACAUUACAAUUCAUGUUUCUUUACCUUUAAACAAACACGUAAGAUAACUUUGUC